AUCACACCGCACCCGCAGUUUGAGAAGUUGUUGGUCGUAGGCGGCGACAACCCCUUUCCUUUCUAGACGUCUUUAUCGUUUGCUCCCUUUCUGUGUUCAAGCGACCGUUGUUUCAUAGAUCUUCCAGAAUGGGACUGGCAGAGCCGAAGAGACGCAGUAAGAUCUCGCACGAUCCGCGCAAUCUAUCAUGGUCCCAGUCCUCGACCUCCUUCGGCCAGCGGAUUAUGACCCAGCAGGGAUGGCAAGAAGGUCAAUCGCUCGGAAACCGAGAAAGCAUACACGUCGGUGUCAAUGAUGCCGAUCGACUCGCUGCUGCUCGUGUGGGGGUCCUGUUCAAGAACAAUAAUCUGGGACUGGGUGCGAAGACAAAGAGCCAAGAUGUCGAAGGACAGCGGACUGGACUUGACGCCUUUCAAGGUCUUCUCGGCAGACUCAACGGAAAGAGCGAUGCGGAGUUGAAGAAACAAGAGAAGAAGAUCGAGGAUAGAAAGCUGGAAAUGUACGCUCGAGGACGGUGGGGCGGCUUGGUGUUCGUAAAAGGAGGAAUCCUCGAGGGAAGCAUCAAAGACAAGACCACCACAAAAGCCGACAAGCAGGACGAGUCUGACGACCAGCCCGACCAAACACAAUCGGAACCGGUGUCCGACCAAGACGGAGGCGAUGAAAAGCGCAGGAGGAGAGAAGAAAGGAAACAAAGAAAAGAGGAGAGGAGGAAGCGAAGGGAGGAAAAGGCUUCACGACAAGCCGACAAGAAGGCCAAAACGAAAGAGGCAGCGACGACCUCUUUGCCCCUGCAUAAAUCGCCCUUGAGUCAACCACCUGAUGAACCUGUGUCCUCGUCAUCUUCCGAGAAUGAAAUCGAUGUGACAACGUCGAGCAAGAAUUCGAAACGGGGAAGAUCAAGCACACCUCGCGAAGAGCUCGUUACUCCGAAAUCACACAAUGUUGGAAUAAAGAGCGGCAGACACAUUCUUCGAGGACGAAAUAUUCAAGCAAAGAGGAUGGCAUUCUCGGAUAUGAAGGGGUUGGACGAAAUCUUUAUGAGGCCAGGCUGAAUAUUCCUUGUCACAAUGAGCGAUUUUCUUUCCGAGUUUCGACGACAUUGUCUCAGACCUUUACUAAAGACUUUUCUCGAACCAAGUCGUGCCUUGGACAAGGUCGGGCGGCGACCACGUCAACUACCUCUUGGGUCUGAGACCUGAGUGUCACGAUCGACAUAUGCGGCUUCUCAACUUCCCACACCGCAGCGCGCGAGAGAGGGAGAGAGCCCAGCUUUCCGAGCAGCCUUGAAAUCGAAAUGAGAUAUAUCAUACAGGGUAACAUUGCUGCGGACGCGUGAGAUGCCAGCCACACCAACCCACCACCCUCAGAUGACCCGUCAAAAUGGGACAUUCGAACCAGGAGCUACAGAGACUACCCAGGAUGGAAUGUCACCACCACCAACAUUUGACGACGCAGAAAGUGCUCGUAACGUCUCGAGAGUUUGUUGGCAUCGUUUUACACGGCGUGUUGCUACGGUCUUGACCGCGACACAUGGAUGGGUACGAGCCACCACGAAAAAGUCAAAUGUCGAGUGACAAUUAUUUUCCGCCUUUACAGGAGACGACUGGACGAGGAACCACGACUUGGGUUCUCUUUUGUGAAAGAGGAGCGAGGCCGUACCGAUACUAUUUGGGUUGGUGGCCACUGAUUUACCUGUGCGAGAAGGACUUUCUGUCUCUUCAAGGGAAGACUUGACGGGUUUCCCCAACGAAGCCAUGAUUGAAGAUCCAUAAACCGCAUCAACUAGACGACAAAGCCAGAUGGAAGAAGCAUAGAUCUGGGAUAAAAUGAUACCAAAAUCUCCAAUACCAAUUGAGAGCUCAAAACGAAACUUUAUCACCACCAUUCUUUCUCUUAAAGAAGUGACAC
This is a messenger RNA of Exophiala oligosperma, 1911 nucleotides long. RefSeq lists its product as uncharacterized. Gene Ontology annotation, molecular function: nucleic acid binding. The record is from RefSeq and is a predicted model, not a curated record. Bases 129 to 1055 code for a protein of 308 amino acids. The transcript is spliced from 2 exons. Lineage: Eukaryota; Fungi; Ascomycota; Eurotiomycetes; Chaetothyriales; Herpotrichiellaceae.